AGGGGCUCGAUGCAUACACCACGUCACUUGGCAGGCCAAGGAGGCAAGGACCUCGGCGAAGGAGCUCGGUGCGCCAUCGCUCCAGCAUCCCACAGCUUGUCAGGCGGGGGCACCUACACCGCGGACUCUGGCUCCCUGGCCGACAAGGCGACUGCUCCGACCCCGCCCCCGUUGCCGCCUGGCAUGGCGCGGUUGCCCGUCGCGUUGGCCGCGUGCCUCGCCGCGAUGGGCGUGGCCCUGCCGGGUGACCGGCCGGCGGCCCUCUUGCAGCGCGACGAUGAGCUCCAGCGCGACGACGAGCUCCAGCUCGACGACGAGCUAGGCGUUGGGGACGAGGACGGAGAGCUCUCCGAGCUCGACUUCGAGGAGGCGGACUUCCUGCACGGGCACUCGGGCCUGGACGGGGAGGGCAGGCCCAGGAAGCGCGGCGCCGAGGCGCCCCGGCGCGCGAAGCUCGAGGCCGUGACCGCGUCCCUCGACGAGGCCAUCCCGCUGCUGGAGAGGGAUGCUCGAGUGAAGACACAGCUGUUGAAGGUGGCCCUGGCCAACUUCAAGUCCAAGCAGAAGGACAUGGACUUAGCGAAGAGGGAGGCGACCGUGGCUAUGAAGGCACUCCGCCUGGAGGCCGAGAAGCGCCGCAGGUCCGCGCAGGACCGGAGGCAGACCAAGGAGCGGGAGCGCAAGGCCAAGGAGGAGGUCAUCAGCACUGCCAGGGCGGCGAUGAUCAAGAAGGCGCAGGCCCUCAUGGGCGUGAGGGGCGGUUCGGCGGACGCCAUGCUCGGAGAGGUGUCGCUGGGCGUCAUGGUCGACGUGCUCAUGGCCCUGCCAGAGGCGGUGGAGAACCCGGUCUUCGUGAAGCGGCUGGCAAAGUCGAAGGAGGUUGUGGUGACGUCCGUCCAGGACUUCCUCAACACCACGCGCCGCAAGACCGCGAAGUUUGUGAUGGCGGCCAGCAAGGCGUCCGACGUCGAGCUCUCGUUCCUCAUGGCGCGCUUCUUCCACGAGGCGUCCUUCCGAGUUAAGGCGAUGCAAGCGGACGGGCAGAAGAUUGCCAGGGAUCUCAACGUGGUGAUGCCCGCCAAGCUGAGAAGGAGCUUCAUGCCCAUACUCAAAGGGCUGCGAGCAAAUGCGGUCCCUCUGCACGUGAACGCCACCGUGCUGGCGAGCUCGACCAUCACGGAGGCCUGCGCGGAGAUCUCCAGCCUUAUGGGCAACGUCAGCGAGUACAACAACAAGUUGAACGCCAUGCACAGCAACCUGCACAGCGUGUGGCAGCUCUCCGAGCUGAUGCUGCCGAAGGUGGGCAAGAUCUAUCCCAUGCAGCCCCUCGUGAUAGACACCGUCAAGGACGUCAUGGCGAUGGCGACCAACGAGGUCGCCGGCCUCGGGGAGGCCGCGGACGAGAUCGUGACUAACGUCGGCCCCAUUAUCGCCGAGCGCAUGCAGUGCACCUGGAGCGCUGCCCUCCCGGGGUCCCGCCUGGGCUGGGCCGGGCUCCUGGCAGCGCUCGCCGGCUCCAUCUUCGCCUAG
Prorocentrum cordatum is the source of this 1530-nucleotide messenger RNA. The record is from the annotation of a GenBank genome assembly. Lineage: Eukaryota; Dinophyceae; Prorocentrales; Prorocentraceae.